Molecule: messenger RNA, 1003 nt
Organism: Salvia splendens (bonfire salvia)
Lineage: Eukaryota; Viridiplantae; Streptophyta; Magnoliopsida; Lamiales; Lamiaceae
Product: 2Fe-2S ferredoxin
Exons: 9
Coding region: 259-780 (173 amino acids)
Biological process (GO): P450-containing electron transport chain
Cellular component (GO): mitochondrion
Molecular function (GO): 2 iron, 2 sulfur cluster binding; electron transfer activity
Source: RefSeq, a predicted model, not a curated record
GAAUCUGGUGUUUCUCUUCUUUUCAAUUGACACAUAUUCCCAUUCAAUUUCGAAACUGCGUAAAAACGACGCCGGCGAUCCUCAGCUAUUCUUUAUCUCUUUCUCGGGUUUAUUUCCACAUUGAAGUUUAUCUACGCCUGCAACUUCAAUAUGUGGAAGAUGAUGUGUUCAGUGGAAUGAUUUUUAUGAGAUUUUAGUGUAAUAUUGUUGAUUGAAUUAAGUUGUACCUGGCUUCAGAAUAUGUUGGGUUGAAGGAUUAUGUUCUUUUCGAGGUUUUGUAAGCUAGGAGUUCAUGCUAUCGGGAACUUGGAAAAAUCUGCUACACUAACAGUGAGGACUUCAUACACCCCCAAGGCUCAUAAUCAGUAUUUAGGUUCAUUGAGAAACAAAUUUUUUUGCAGUACAGCACCUCAAGACAAGGAAAAAAUAAAUGUGAUAUUUUGCGACAAAGAUGGAGAAGAGACGCAUAUAAAGGUCCCAGUUGGAAUGUCAAUGCUAGAAGCUGCACACGAGAAUGACAUAGAACUUGAAGGCGCAUGUGAAGGGUCUCUUGCUUGUUCCACCUGUCAUGUAAUUGUGAUGGAUGUGGACCAAUAUAACAAACUAUCUGAGCCAACCGAUGAGGAAAAUGACAUGUUAGAUCUGGCAUUUGGCCUGUCAGAAACAUCUCGUCUAGGUUGUCAAAUCAUAGCCAAACCCGAACUCGACGGACUUCGUUUAGCCAUACCUGCAGCUACACGGAACUUUGCUGUUGAUGGGUUUAAGCCAAAACCUCAUUAGAUCAUGUUCUUGCAGAUAGAAGAUGGAAAUAAGUCCCUUCGGUAGACUGGUAAUGGCUGGUGAACUGUUUCCAAGUGGUUGAUGUUUCGCCGCCUUUCUUUAUGUUGUAUCUCCAGAGUAGGCUAGGCUUCUGAGUAACUAGUGGUGUAAUGAGCGUUAUGUCACAGUAAACGAGAUAAUUCAUUUUUGAAGGAGAUCACAGUUUCAUUUCUUGCGUCCUUAA